ACCGUACUCAACUCAACCAGAGCCAGCUGCCGCACAGUGCCUAGCCAGCCAUAUACAUAUACAUAUACAUAUACAGCUCAAGCUCGACCCGAUCGGUCGAUGGCCGGAAGGAGGAAGGCGACGAUGGCGAGCGCGGUGGCCGUGGCGCUGCUGCUGGCCAUGGCGGCCGUGUCGGGCGCCGCCGCGGGCGGGUACACGGCGUGCGGCGUGGACCUGGAGCGCAUGAAGGGCUCGUGCGGGUCCUACUGCGCGAGGGGCAGCAGGGAGGCCCGGCCGAGCAGCCAGUGCUGCGGCGCGCUGAGCGGAGCCGACUUCCCGUGCCUCUGCCGCCUCAAGGGCGCGCUCGCCUCCUUCGGCAACUUGGACGCCGGCCGCGCCAUGCAGAUCCCCUCCAAGUGCGGCAUCCGCGGCGCGCCCAGGUCCUGCUAGACGUACCGGUCCAUCCAUGCAUCCUGCUGCUGAGACGCGCGCGUUGCGUACGUAUGAUCAAAUGCAUGCCGACGGUCGAUCCUUUCAAGUCUGUGGUUUUCGAUUUUGGUUUGAGCUUUCGUAGUAGUACGUUCGUGCGUCUCCUAGCUGAUCGCGCGAGCUGGCUAGUCGUGCGUUCGUACUAAUUGUAUCCUCUUGUGAACUACUACUCCUUCAUUUUGUUUUCUGUACCGGCGCGCCGCCGGCCUUACCGUACCGUGCCGUGCGUGUGGGCUGCGUUAUCACAUAUAUACGCUACCCGUGCGUUGUUAUGAAUCAACAUAAUACAAUCGAAUAUUAUCAUA
Molecule: messenger RNA, 773 nt
Organism: Hordeum vulgare subsp. vulgare (domesticated barley)
Lineage: Eukaryota; Viridiplantae; Streptophyta; Magnoliopsida; Poales; Poaceae
Product: putative lipid-transfer protein DIR1
Exons: 1
Coding region: 100-429 (109 amino acids)
Biological process (GO): systemic acquired resistance
Molecular function (GO): fatty acid binding
Source: RefSeq, a predicted model, not a curated record